AUGUGCAAGAAGGACGAUGCCUCGACCGCGUUCACUGCUCCCCGACGCCUGAAACCAGAACUGAGCCUUAAGUCCAAACUACGGCUGGAGUCGGCAGCGGCUUUCAGCCACGGUACAACUUACACUCACGAGCAGCAGCAGCAGCACACUCAGCAACGACGAAAGCAGCAAACUCAGCAACUGACGCAGCAAACUGCUGCUUCGUCCUCGCCCGCCCAGACCGUAAGCACGUUGAGCGCCGAUGCAAUUCCAGCCGACGACGAUGAAAGUAACGGCAUAUCCAGUAUCGCUAUUGUCGGCAUCUUAGUCGCUGCUGUCUGUGCAGUCGUGGCUUUGGCUGGCUCUACAGUCAUCCAGAGACGCCAGCGUUCGAGCGAUGAAGAGGUGCCUUCCAGCGCUACUACAGACAGCCUGUGA
Messenger RNA from Peronospora matthiolae, 417 nucleotides. The record is from the annotation of a GenBank genome assembly. NCBI's taxonomy places the organism in Eukaryota, Oomycota, Peronosporomycetes, Peronosporales, Peronosporaceae.